Molecule: messenger RNA, 1623 nt
Organism: Canariomyces notabilis
Lineage: Eukaryota; Fungi; Ascomycota; Sordariomycetes; Sordariales; Chaetomiaceae
Product: polysaccharide lyase family 4 protein
Exons: 2
Coding region: 1-1623 (540 amino acids)
Biological process (GO): pectin catabolic process
Molecular function (GO): carbon-oxygen lyase activity, acting on polysaccharides; carbohydrate binding
Source: RefSeq, a predicted model, not a curated record
AUGGAGAUCAAAGCUGUUGUCCGGUUGCUCGCUCUCUCUGCUUCUUUCUUCGCACCGGGUGUCUUCGCUGCCUUCGGUUACACGACCUCAGGGAACAACUACAUCAUUGACGCCGGCUCCGCGAACCCGCUCAUCUUCUCUGUGAGCAAGUCCAGCUGCGACAUCAACUCCAUCAAGUACCGGGGAACGGAGCUUCAGUAUGGCAGCACCGGCAGUCACAUCAGCUCGGGUCUCGGCUCAGCGACCGUUUCCAUCAGCCAGAUCAGCGGGACAUCCAAGUAUAUCAAGGUCACAUGCGUAACGUCGACCUUGACACACUACAUGGUUGUCCGCGAAGGCGAAAGCAUCAUCUACAUGGCGACCUACAUCACCGCCGAGCCGUCGAUAGGCGAGCUGCGCUUCAUCGCCCGUCUGCUUCCGGACAAGCUGCCGGAGGAGUACCCUUACGGCCGCGUUUCGACCACAACUGGCUCCACUUCCACCGUUGAAGGUUCUGACGUCUUCGUUGUCGACGGAGAGACGCGGUCCAAGUUCUACUCGUCUACUCGCUUCAUCGACGAGGAUUCCCACUGUGUUUACGGCGGCAGCGACCUGAUUCACGUCUGCAUCAUGACGCCGCAGCAGGAGUCUUCCUCUGGCGGUCCCUUCUUCCGCGACAUUGAUUCCAACAACGCCGGCGCCUCCACCAACCUCUACAACUACAUGAACAGCGGCCACGUGCAGACCGAAGCGUUCCGCAUGGGCUUGCACGGCCCGUACCUGAUGCAAUUCUCGCGCUCCGGAAUCCCCAGCGUGAAGGACGUCGACGUGUCCUGGUUCGGCGAGCUCGGAAUCACUGGCUACGUCCCCGCCUCUGGCCGCGGCACGGUCAAGGGCACGGCGACAGGCGUGCAGAGCGGCAUGCAGGGCGUAGUCCACUGGUACAACAGCGCCGCGCAGUACUGGGCCAAGACGUCGUCUAACGGCGCCUUCACCUCGCCCCUGAUGAAGCCCGGCACCUACACCAUGGUGCUGUACCAGACCGAGUUCAAGAUCGCCACCAGCUCCGUGACCGUCACGGCUGGGCAGACAGCAACCAAAAACAUCGCGGGCACCUUCAACACGACGCGCAAGACGCUGUUCCAGAUCGGCGACUACGACGGCCAGCCGACGGGGUUCCGCAACGCCGACAAGUUCCUCCGCAUGCACCCGUCCGACAAGCGCAUGGCGUCCUGGGGCCCCCUGACGUACACAGUGGGCAGCUCGGCGCUGUCCGACUUCCCCAUGGCCGUGUUCCAGGCCGUUAACAACCCGGUCACCAUCAAGUUCAGCUUGGCCAGCGCCCCCUCUGGCACGGCCACGCUGCGCAUCGCCACAACGCUGAGCUUUGCCGGCAGCCGCCCGCAGGUCAAGGUCAACAGCUGGACGGGGCCCGCGCCGGCGGCGCCCACAAAGAUUGAUAGCCGCGGGGUUACCCGUGGCGCCUAUCGUGGCUACGGCGAGAUUUACACCGUCAGCAUCCCCGCCGGCACCCUCGUUGCGGGCAGCAAUACCAUCACUAUCAGCUCUCUCUCUGGCAGCAGUGGUGAUACUUUCUUGAGUCCCAACUUUAUCUUCGAUGCUGUAGAACUCUACACGGUUUGA